AAUAACCUAAAAGAUAAUAUUUCCGGAGAAAGCAGUACUGGCACAUCUGUACUACUUGUUAAGUUAUUUGCUGCAGCUUUCUAUGGACUCUCUUCUUUCCUUAUUGUUGUCGUUAACAAGAGUGUUCUUACUAACUACAGAUGUUGGCCAAGAAAAGUAUAGUUACAGUCUAUAGAUCUAACCACUUUGUCUUUCGCAAGAGUUUUAUUCUUAUUCACCUUGCUUUGCUAUUCGGGUAGCUCUCACCACAUGAAUAAAGAUUCCCGUCUUCUUUAGCAGUGGGAAUUGGACAAAUGUUUGCAACGAUUGUUGUGCUACGAGGAGCAAAAUCAUUAAAAGUGGUACAUUUCCCAGAUUUUGAUAGUCGUGUACCCAAUAAGGUAUGGCCACUACCUUUAGUGUAUGUGGGAAAUCAGUUAACAGGCCUGUUUGGAACAAAACAACUGAAUCUGCCAAUGUUUACUGUGCUCAGAAGAUUCUCCAUUUUAUUCACAAUGCUAUUUGAGGGUUACCUCUUAAAAAAGGAGUUUUCAUGGUCCAUAAAGGGAACCGUAUUCACUAUGAUCCUGGGAGCUUUUAUUGCUGCAAGUACAGAUUUAUCUUUUGACCUCCAUGGAUAUGUGUUCAUUACACUUAACAACAUUCUGACUGCGGCUAAUGGGACAUACAUGAAACAAAAACUGGACUCCAAGGAACUGGGAAAAUAUGGGCUGCUGUAUUACAAUGCUCUAUUCAUGAUUAUUCCCACUAUGAUUUUAGCAUACUUUACUGGAGACGUUAAAAAAGCUUUGGAGUAUGAUGGUUGGGCUGAUAUUUUAUUUGUGAUUCAGUUUGUGUUAUCAAGUGUCAUGGGGUUUAUACUCAUGUACUCAAUUAUGUUAUGCACCCAUCGUAACUCUGCUUUGACGACAACCAUUGUCGGCUGCAUCAAGAAUAUCUUAGUGACAUACAUCGGGAUGGUAUUUGGUGGAGAUUACAUCUUUACGUGGGUGAAUUUUAUCGGCCUAAACAUCAGCAUUGCUGGCAGUCUUGUGUACUCAUACAUCACUUUCACUAAGGAACAAAAAAAAAAAUGAUGUUUAAACAAGACAAAGUCAGUCAAGAACCCAGUCUCAUUCUGCACCAGUGAUCAGCAAUUGUCCCAGCAGUCUUGGUUUUGUUAUUUUGUAUGAACCAAUUCCUAUGCCAGGGAAACAGUGACAUACUGAAUAUUAUUUUAAUCUUUUCUGAUAUUAUUUAAUUAAAUGUUGAUAGAUGAGAAGUGAUUUCCUUUGCUGUGGUAUGAAAUAAAUACUAUCCUUUUGUCUUACUAAGUAGUAAAUUCCUCAGCUUAAUUAAAGGUGGACUGUUCAGUUUCUUUUUUUAAUUUGAGGGAUAAGUAAAUCUAAUUUUUAAAUUUAUUUUUCUUUUAUUUUUGUGGUUAAUUAACAUAAUGGAUAUGAAUUACAACUGUUGAGCCUGAAAUAAACAAGUGCAUGACAUGA
Puntigrus tetrazona (Sumatra barb) is the source of this 1484-nucleotide messenger RNA. RefSeq names its product solute carrier family 35 member D1b (gene slc35d1b). The record is from RefSeq and is a predicted model, not a curated record. Gene Ontology annotation, cellular component: Golgi apparatus. Bases 294 to 1076 code for a protein of 260 amino acids. Gene Ontology annotation, molecular function: antiporter activity; GDP-fucose transmembrane transporter activity. NCBI's taxonomy places the organism in Eukaryota, Metazoa, Chordata, Actinopteri, Cypriniformes, Cyprinidae. The transcript is spliced from 14 exons.